AUGUUUUUGUUACUACUGCCAUUAGUGUUAGUCCUGGUGUACCACUACGUCACCAGAAACCACGACUAUUGGGAGAAACGAAAUGUGAAAUAUGAGAAACCUGUACCUAUUUUUGGAACUUUAUACGAUAAUCUCGUAGCCAAGAAGAGCAUUACAGAAAUAUCUGUGGAGAUGUACAACAAGUAUCCAAAUGAACCAGCAGUCGGGAUAUACCGAGGCACAACACCCGAGCUCAUCAUACGAGACCUAGACGUAGUCAGAAGGAUUCUAAACGUGGAUUUUGCAUAUUUCUAUCCAAGAGGAGUAGGAAGGAACCCCAAGGAAGAACCAGUAUUUCUUAAUCUUUUCCACGUUGACGGCGACAUGUGGAAGCUGUUGAGACAACGCUUGACACCAACAUUCACGACAGCCAAAUUGAAAAACAUGUUCCCUCUAGUAGUGCAGUGCGCGGAGAAGUUGCAGACAGUGGGUGAAAACAUCGUGAGUCGUGGCGGAGACUGUGAUGUACGUGAACUGAUGGCUCGCUUCACCACCGAGUUCAUAGGUGCCUGUGGUUUUGGUAUUCAGAUGGACAGUAUCAAUGAUGAGCACUCCCUCUUCAGAGCACUAGGCAAAAAAAUGUUUCAAAGAUCAUGGAAGAAUUAUCUAGUUGUUGCAUUAUAUGAUCUAUUCCCUGAAUUUAGAACUAUUAUUCAAAAAUCUUUACGUGAAACUGAAAUAAUGGAUGCUAUAUCAGAAAUAGUGGAGAACAUUCGUAAACAGAGAAACUACAAGCCCAUUGGACGUAAUGACUUUAUAGACUUACUGUUGGAACUCGAGAGUAAAGGUAAAAUUGUGGGAGAAUCUGUGGAGAAGAGAGACGCUAACGGAAAGCCAGAACAGGUAGAAAUGGAGAUGGAUCUCACUUGUAUGGUGGCACAAGUGUUCGUGUUCUUUGCCGCUGGGUUUGAGACAUCUUCAUCAGCCACAAGUUUCAUGUUACAUCAGCUAGCGUUCCAUCCUGAGGAACAGAGAAAGAUUCAGGAGAAUAUCGAUCAGGUUCUAGCGAAAUAUGACAACAAACUGUGCUAUGACUCCAUCAGUGAGAUGACAGCUCUGAGUAAUGGAUUCAAGGAGGCCAUGAGACUGUUCCCCUCUCUGGGCACGUUGCACAGGGUGUGUGCACAGAAAUACACAAUUCCAGAAAUGGGUAUCACCCUCGACCCCGGUGUGAAGAUCAUAGUUCCAGUGCAAGCUAUACAAGUCGAUGGAAAAUAUUUUGAAAAUCCCACAGAGUUUAAUCCAGACAGGUUCAACGAUACGUCUGCGGACAGACAUAAGUUCGCAUACCUGCCCUUCGGUGAAGGACCCAGACAAUGUAUUGGUGAGUGUGCCCGACUUGGCGAGAUGCAGUCCCUAGCAGGACUAGCAGCAGUACUACACAAGUUCAGCGUAGAACCAGCAGCCAAUACAAAACGCCAUCUAGAGGUCAACCAUGGAAGUAACACGGUGCAAUCAAUAAAGGGAGGAUUACCUUUGAAAUUAAGACUGAGAAGCAAACAAAGUCAGGUUGCUGCCUAG
This is a messenger RNA of Spodoptera littoralis (African cotton leafworm), 1560 nucleotides long. The record is from the annotation of a GenBank genome assembly. NCBI's taxonomy places the organism in Eukaryota, Metazoa, Arthropoda, Insecta, Lepidoptera, Noctuidae.